UGUUGGUUGUUGUUCUUCUGAUGGCGGUCUCAACCGUCCACGCGGUUGAUCACACCGUCGGUGGCAAUUCCGGCUGGGCUCAGAUGGUCAACUAUGCUACAUGGGCUCAAGGCGAAACAUUUACCGUGGGCGACACAUUAACUUUCGGAUUCUCGGGAACCCAUAGUGUGGACGAAGUAAACCAAGCUGACUACACCAGUUGCAACACAGCCAGUCCUAUUGCAAGCCAUACAAGCAGCCCCACUACUAUUUCUCUAACCACCACAGGCACCUUUUACUACAUCUGCCCCACCGGCGGUCAUUGUAACAGCGGCAUGAAGCUAGCUGUCACCGUCGCUGAUGCCACCACCACACCCCCAUCAUCUCCUUCUCCACCACCUCCUUCCGCCGGAACUCCUCCAACUGCCGGAACUCCGCCAACAACCGGAACUCCACCAACAACCGGAACACCACCAACAACCGGAACGCCGCCGUCUACGUCCACCUCUCCACCACCACCUCCUUCAGGAAACGGAGCUGAUGGAAUUAGUAACAGUUUGGCUGUUGGGUCAAUGAUUGUGGCUGCGGUUAUGGGGCUCUUGGUCUAGGCAAGAGGCAGUGCAAGCUAUAGUGAUCAUGUUCUUGAUCCAUAUGAUAUUGUUUUCGAAUCUUUUGAUUAUUGAUUGUACCAUAUAUUGUUUUAGUGCUUAAUUUUUAGUGUCAAUAAAUGAGAGAACUUUUACUCAAAUAAAAAUAAAUAUGAGGAGACCUUCAAUAAUAUUAUUUGGCCCUGUUUUGUUCCAUGAUCAUGCAUUUCCCAAUUUAAUAAU
Messenger RNA from Impatiens glandulifera, 809 nucleotides. Its product is annotated as uclacyanin-2. The transcript has 2 exons. The coding region runs from base 21 to 587 and encodes 188 amino acids. Gene Ontology annotation, cellular component: plasma membrane. The record is from RefSeq and is a predicted model, not a curated record. Gene Ontology annotation, molecular function: electron transfer activity. Lineage: Eukaryota; Viridiplantae; Streptophyta; Magnoliopsida; Ericales; Balsaminaceae.